GUAACGCAUAUCUGUCAACUGUCUCGCCGUCAGCAGUGUUGUUUUUGCUCCGCUGUUUGUUGUGCGCUUGUUGUCGGUUCUCGCUAGAUUGGAAUAAAACAUAAUUUUGUUUCAAAAUGGAUAAUCUACCGCUUCAACAAGGAGAUCGUGAAAAAUCGGAAAAGGUUAAAAUAGCCAAUCAAGUGAAGCACAUCCCCAAAGAUGCACAAGUGAUUAUGUCCAUCCUCAAGGAGUUGGGAGUAAGCGAUUAUGAACCGAGAGUUAUCAAUCAACUUCUGGAGUUUACUUACAGAUACGUUACCUGUAUUUUGGACGAUGCUAAAGUAUUCGCAAACCACGCCCGGAAGAAGGUCAUUGAGUUGGACGACGUGAAGCUGGCCACACAGAUGAUCCUGGAUAAAGCUUUCACCAGUCCACCUCCGCGGGACGUUCUCUUGGAAAUCGCUCGUAAUCGCAACAACAUCCCACUGCCGUUGAUCAAAACUCAUUGCGGGCUCCGCUUGCCGCCUGAUCGUUACUGUCUAUCGGCCUGCAACUACAAACUUCGAGCUGUUCAGCAGUCGAAGAAGAUGAAUAAGUCUGCAAUCGAACAGCGGUCCACAUUGAAAACUACACUGGGCAAGGGGGCCUCUGCAUCGGUGACAACCGGUGUGAAACGUCCUGCUGUGCAAUCAACUCCCAAAACUCAAGUGGUGACGAUUCCUAAGCCUGUGUUCAAAUUCACCUCGACGGCUACCAAAACCGUUUCGACAAAAACCGUUAAGACCAGCAAUCCCAUUGGGGAAGGACCGAAUGGUAUAGAAAUCAAAACGGAAGUGGUGGAUGAUCCUCUGGCAUUUGGCACGAGCGAUAGCGAAGUUGGUAGCAUGAAGCGGAAACGUGAAGAGGAUGAUUUUGAAAUCGUUCAGUAGAAUGUGAGUAUAUAAUUUACAUAAAACUCAAUUGUGGGUUCAAUAUUUUAGUCUCCUAAAUAUUUCUAUGAUUUAAUCCAUUAUGAAGACUAAUAAAGCUAAAAUUCUUAAAAUUA
Aedes aegypti (yellow fever mosquito) is the source of this 1027-nucleotide messenger RNA. RefSeq names its product transcription initiation factor TFIID subunit 9 (gene Taf9). NCBI's taxonomy places the organism in Eukaryota, Metazoa, Arthropoda, Insecta, Diptera, Culicidae. Gene Ontology annotation, cellular component: transcription factor TFIID complex; SAGA complex. Bases 117 to 911 code for a protein of 264 amino acids. Gene Ontology annotation, molecular function: transcription coactivator activity; protein heterodimerization activity; RNA polymerase II general transcription initiation factor activity. The transcript has 3 exons. Gene Ontology annotation, biological process: DNA-templated transcription initiation; RNA polymerase II preinitiation complex assembly. The record is from RefSeq and is a predicted model, not a curated record.